Messenger RNA from Stegastes partitus (bicolor damselfish), 2656 nucleotides. RefSeq names its product potassium voltage-gated channel, subfamily G, member 2 (gene kcng2). The transcript has a single exon. Lineage: Eukaryota; Metazoa; Chordata; Actinopteri; Pomacentridae. The annotation marks the transcript as partial. Gene Ontology annotation, molecular function: voltage-gated potassium channel activity. Gene Ontology annotation, biological process: action potential; potassium ion transmembrane transport. The record is from RefSeq and is a predicted model, not a curated record. Gene Ontology annotation, cellular component: membrane; voltage-gated potassium channel complex.
GGUGAGUGCUCCCAGAGGUGCUAUAACAUCUUUGUUCUGGAGACGGUGUGCGUGGCCUGGUUCUCCCUGGAGUUCCUGCUGCGCUUCAUACAGACUCAGAGCAAGUGUAUGUUCCUGCGCACACCUCUCAAUGUCAUCGACGUGGUGGCCAUCCUUCCCUACUACAUAACCCUCAUAGUGGACUCUCUGUCGGUGGGAGGGAAGUCUACGGGCUCAGGGAACAACUACCUGGAGAAGGUGGGUUUAGUCCUCCGAGUCCUCCGAGCUCUGCGGAUCUUUUACGUCAUGAGGUUGGCCCGUCACUCCUUAGGCUUGCAGACACUUGGUCUGACGGUGAGGAGGUGUACGCGUGAGUUUGGCCUGUUGCUGCUGUUCCUGUGUGUGGCCAUGGCUCUCUUCUCACCACUGGUGUUCCUAGCUGAGAGUGAAAUGGGAGCCAAGCAGGAGUUCACCAGCAUCCCUGGUAGCUACUGGUGGGCAGUCAUCUCCAUGACCACAGUCGGCUACGGGGACAUGGUGCCCAGAAGCAUCCCAGGCCAGGUGGUGGCGCUCAGCAGCAUCCUGAGCGGCAUCCUCCUCAUGGCCUUCCCCGUCACAUCCAUCUUUCACACCUUCUCUCGCUCCUACGUAGAGCUGAAGGAGGAGCAGAACCGGGCACUGAGGCAGAAGCCGGACUCGCAGGACAGCACCAAGUCGCAGAACAGCGAGGACUCUCAGGAGACGGACAGCUACCACGGCAUCACAGAGGCCGCUGCGUCGGCAGCGCAACGGAGAAAGUCCAUGGCUGCUCAGAGAGCUGCUGAGAUUAGAGCGUCCAUGAAAACUUAGCUGCUCUGUCUGCUUGUCUGUAUUCGAGAGGCAGCCUGGAAGGCCGUGACACCGCACACUGGGACUUCAAAGAUGACAAGCUGCAGGACUGUGAACAGGGAGGAGAUUUUCUUUUCUGGAGCUCGAGGUCUCUGCUUUGAUUGUGUGCUGGUGCACCAGAGUGUAUCUGAGUCUCACAAGUUUUACAGAGGAGCUGCAGAGUUACUUUUUUUUCCCACAAAUUUGACUUUAAAAUAUGGGUAACAAUACAAUAUUCAUGUUUAAAUAGCUCAAGUCAAAUGAGAUUAAAAAACUGCGACUGCGAUUCAGAUCAGUCUGAAAACAUCACACGUUUCUAUUCAGAUCUGCGGAUGUGAAGUCAUGUUUCUCAUUAAGCUGCACUUGAAUGGAUUGUCUGAAAUAAACCUGUUUACUAAGAUGUCAAACAUUAAUAUUAAGGACAAAUAUCCUUUUCAUUCACUCUCUGUUGUGUUUCGCCAGACCAAACAACUUCUGUAGGUGGAGUCAUGUUAUGUAAGUGUCAUGUGUGUACAUGAUGAUGUCAGUGCAUUUAUUUGCAAUGAAGCUUUUUCAUCUCAAUAUCAUGGUAGGAAAUGUAUUUAUCUGUCAAAGGGCUUUACAGUCUGCUGGGAAAUGUAGUCUUUUUUUAAAUGCCAAAUGACAAGAGGAUUGGUCCCACAACAGUGUCUCUAAAAAUAAAGCUGAAGCCAAAACUAGCUUAGCUUAGCAUAAAUACUGGAAAUGUGAGUAAACAGCCAGCCUCACUCGAUCAUGAUAUCUAAAACUAACUACUGAACACUUUAAAGGUUGAAUACGCAAUAUUUUAAAUGUUACUGUAGCAUUAAUAUAACUGCAAACAGCUGUUAUAUAAAGAUAUAUAAGAUAGAAUAAUGUAGAGGAAGACGUCCCACUUCGCCUGUUUGUGUUGUAAUUCAAACUUCUCUGUUCUGUGUGCAGCAGGUCCAGCAGCAUAUUAGUGCAUGUUGGUCACUCCUUUUGAAACUGCUGGUCCACCCAGUGCUUAUAAACGGACUGAGAAUGUGUCUGCUUCUGGUGUGACCUUCCACAUCACCUUGUUCUGGUCCAGUUUCCGUCAGACUGGAGCGGGUCCAAAGAUCAUACAUGCAGAGAAGGAAAGACAGGUGACAAGAAGAGAACUUUAUUAGUGUUGACAAGAAACAUCCAAUGUGUUUACAGUGCAAGCCUGGGCUAGCUGUGGUCGACAUGCACCUUUGAAUUAUUCUGAUAUUCAUGUGCUCUAAUGUCAUCGAAUGCUUCUCAAAGGUUGCACAUAGAACCUUAAAAUCUCCUUUAAUCUGGACACCAUUGGCAAGUUAAUGAUGUGGUCAGUAGGUCACCCCACAAUUUCAUUUUUACACUUUGGUAUAAGAACAGGUUAAACUAAUAAACUAUAAUGUGUAAAUCAGUGAGCUUUACAGGUGCUGGUAGGAGUAGGUUUUUCUUCUUUCUUUUUAAUUAUAUAUAGAACUUUUAGAAUGAAUCAGCCAAGCUGUUUCCCCCCGCUAUGGGUCUUUAUGCUAAAAUAAGCACACUACCUAGCAUCUUUAAAAUCACAAAGUCACAACAUGACAAUAAACCAUUCAGAGCUACUUUUGAGCAAGAAAACUUUAUUCCUGAGUUUGGUAACAGUGAAGAAAAUCAAAUCUCAAGUUUCUUUUUUUUUUUUUUUUGGUAAUUUUCAGUCUCAAUAAUGUAUUUUGGUUAAUGAGUUUUGGCUCAUUUGGCAUCGCUUGACCUUUAUAAAAGCAAUAAAGCCAACUAAAGGGAACAGUUGAAAGCCCUCCAAAAAAAACCCACUGAGUUAUGA